Hyla sarda is the source of this 1187-nucleotide messenger RNA. It is a transcript of the gene GINS1, whose product is annotated as GINS complex subunit 1. Lineage: Eukaryota; Metazoa; Chordata; Amphibia; Anura; Hylidae. The record is from RefSeq and is a predicted model, not a curated record. Gene Ontology annotation, biological process: DNA replication; DNA strand elongation involved in mitotic DNA replication. Bases 62 to 652 code for a protein of 196 amino acids. The transcript has 7 exons. Gene Ontology annotation, cellular component: GINS complex.
GCGCAGUGUAGCUGGAUGUGGCGCGUAAUUUAACCAGCCGCGGGCUCGUACGGGAACCGAGAUGUUCUGUGAGAAAGCCGUAGAGCUGAUCCGGGAGCUGCAGCGGGCAUCCGACGGACAACUGCCCGCCUUUAACGAGGAUGGAAUCAGACAGGUUCUGGAGGAGAUGAAAGCUUUGUAUGAGCAGAAUCAAGCAGACGUGAAUGAAGCGAAGACAGAAAGCCGCAGUGAAUUGAUACCAACAAUUAAAUUUCGCCAUUGCUGUCUUCUGCGAAAUAGACGAUGCAUUGUUGCCUAUCUGUAUGACCGUAUGCUGCGUAUUCGUGCCCUUCGAUGGGAGUAUGGCAGUGUGCUGCCCAACGCUUUGAGGUUCCAUAUGUCUGCAGAAGAGACCGACUGGUUUAAUCAGUACAAAAAAUCCUUGGCCACAUACAUGAGGUCUCUGGGAGGUGACGAAGGAUUAGACAUUACGCAAGACAUGAAGCCUCCAAAAAGCCUGUACAUUGAGGUGCGUUGUUUGAGAGAUUAUGGUGAAUUUGAGAUUGACGAUGGCACAAUUAUCCUUCUAAAGAAAAACAGCCAGCAUUUCUUGCCCAGAUGGAAAUGUGAACAGCUUAUUCGGCAAGGCGUUUUGGAGCAUGUAUUGUCAUAAGCUGGCUUGUAUUGUAUUUGUGGAACUCAUGGAUCUCUUUUAUGUGAAUAGUGACAUGUAAAUAUGGAUUUCUACUUUGAUUAAAUCAAUUUAUAUAAAUGUUCUUUCAUGGAAUUUCUCUUAAGGAUACAGAACUUUCAUGAGUGCAUCUUUAAAUUAACAUUUAUAUUUGCGACACGUUCUUUUACAUAUUCUAAAAACCUCUAACAUUAUGCAUGCAGUUGUUAAUACUUACAGAAAGUAGUACUAGGAAAGAUAAUCUGCAACUUGUGUGGAGUGGAUAGCCUGUCUGGUCUGAUCCUACAGAAUAGCUUUUGUACCACAUACUUCUGAAUGGUCAACAUUGGCUAUAAUAACUACAGACUCAAAAGCGUGGCGUGCUCAAGAGCAUCUGCUGUGGAAAUGUGAGCAUUAAAACUGGACUUUGGAGCAACGGAAGAUGGUAGCCUGGUCUGAUGAAUCCCAUUUUCUUUUUCACCUUGGAGGAGAUGGUACUAUAGGAGGAAGACAAGGCAGUGUGAUGUUGUGCUGGGUA